This is a messenger RNA of Suncus etruscus (white-toothed pygmy shrew), 2896 nucleotides long. RefSeq names its product required for meiotic nuclear division 5 homolog A (gene RMND5A). Gene Ontology annotation, cellular component: nucleus; GID complex; cytoplasm. The coding region runs from base 102 to 1277 and encodes 391 amino acids. Gene Ontology annotation, biological process: proteasome-mediated ubiquitin-dependent protein catabolic process. The transcript has 9 exons. Gene Ontology annotation, molecular function: protein binding; ubiquitin protein ligase activity. Lineage: Eukaryota; Metazoa; Chordata; Mammalia; Eulipotyphla; Soricidae. The record is from RefSeq and is a predicted model, not a curated record.
UCUGCCGCCCGCCUGGGGGCCGAGGAGGAGCAGCAGCAGCAGCAGCCGCCGCAGCCGCAGCAGCAGGGCCGGGCCCGGGCCGGAGGGCUGCGGAUCCCGGCAUGGACCAGUGCGUGACGGUGGAGCGCGAGCUGGAGAAGGUGCUGCACAAGUUCUCGGGCUACGGGCAGCUGUGCGAGCGCGGCCUGGAGGAGCUCAUCGACUACACGGGCGGCCUCAAGCACGAGAUCCUGCAGAGCCACGGCCAAGAUGCUGAAUUAUCAGGGACACUUUCACUUGUUUUGACCCAGUGCUGUAAACGAAUCAAGGACACUGUUCAGAAGCUGGCCUCAGAUCACAAAGACAUCCAUAGCAGUGUUUCGAGGGUUGGAAAAGCCAUUGAUAAGAAUUUUGACUCUGACAUUAGCAGUGUGGGGAUAGAUGGCUGCUGGCAAGCAGACAGCCAGAGGCUUCUCAAUGAAGUGAUGGUGGAGCACUUCUUUCGCCAGGGAAUGCUGGAUGUGGCUGAGGAGCUCUGCCAGGAAUCUGGUCUUUCUGUAGAUCCAAGUCAGAAAGAACCAUUUGUGGAGUUAAAUCGAAUAUUAGAAGCAUUAAAAGUCCGAGUUCUGAGACCUGCACUGGAAUGGGCAGUAUCAAAUCGAGAAAUGCUCAUAGCCCAAAACAGCUCCUUGGAAUUUAAGCUCCACAGACUGUAUUUCAUUAGCUUGUUAAUGGGUGGUACUACAAACCAGAGAGAGGCACUACAAUACGCUAAAAAUUUUCAGCCAUUCGCCCUAAAUCAUCAAAAAGACAUCCAGGUCUUGAUGGGAAGUCUCGUGUACCUGAGACAAGGCAUUGAGAACUCACCAUACGUUCACUUGCUUGAUGCCAACCAGUGGGCGGACAUCUGUGAUAUCUUCACGCGGGAUGCAUGUGCCCUCUUGGGGCUCUCCGUGGAGUCCCCGCUCAGUGUCAGUUUCUCAGCAGGUUGUGUGGCGCUGCCAGCUCUAAUCAAUAUCAAAGCUGUGAUUGAGCAGAGACAGUGCACUGGUGUUUGGAACCAGAAAGAUGAAUUACCUAUUGAAGUAGAUCUUGGUAAAAAAUGCUGGUAUCACUCAAUAUUUGCCUGUCCUAUUCUUCGUCAGCAAACAACAGAUAACAAUCCUCCCAUGAAAUUGGUCUGUGGUCAUAUUAUAUCCAGAGAUGCCCUGAAUAAAAUGUUUAAUGGUAGCAAAUUAAAAUGUCCAUAUUGUCCAAUGGAACAAAGUCCAGGAGAUGCCAAGCAGAUAUUUUUCUGAAGAAAUAACUUGAGCAAUUUGUAAGUGAAACUGAAUUGCGGGUGCAUUUCAGAAGAGAAUGUUUCAUUUAAUGCAGCUAACCAAGGACUCCCGUGUUGAUAUAAGUUCAUACUCCAGAAACUUUGCCAACAUUUUAGUGUUCACACACCUGAGGGGAGUGCUCCAGAUGAAUAUUCUCAUAGGGCUUUAUUCGAUUCUUGGUCUUCAUUUCUGAUCAAGGAACUACACCAGCAGUUGUCAUUCAAUGCAGGUUUUUGUACUGAAUUAUAUGGUGAUUUUUUUACUUUUUAAGAGCAGAAACAGAAAUUUACCUCCCCGCCAUGUGUUUACUAUUUCUCCUGCUUUUACUUUUGUCAUGUUCUUGAUAAUUGUAAGCCUUGAGAAUGUUUGUGGAAAGUUUUAUUUCCUGUUCUGUACAGACACAAUUAAAUGAAAUUCUUCAGAAAAGGUUUGAAAACUGAAUUGUGGCUAAAAAUCAUUUGUGUCUAUCUCUUCUUUUUUUGCUUUUAUUUUUGUUUUUUUGUUUUUGUUUUUUUUUUUUUUUUGUUUUAUUGAUGAAGGAAGACAGCUGUGGUAGAUUCAUUCCCUAUUUGCUUUUGAUGUUUUGCUCUCCUUCAGCUCUCACAAAGGCUGCCUGUCUGCAUCCCAGCUUUAUAGCUUGGCAGGUUCUGAGUCCUACCCCUAGCCUGAUUUGGCAGGUGGCUGUGAGAAGUGCCCCACUGGGGCUGGAGUGAAAGCAGUGCUAUUGUUUCUUGCUUUUAUUGCCAAGAGGUGCUUGUUUGAAGUGUGUUCAAUAAAAAGAAAUUCUGAAGAUAGAAGGUGUUAAGUUGCUAUUUGCUCUCUUGGUCUUGGUAGCCCGUUCUCUGAAAUCUGCCUCUAGGACUUGGCUCUGUAUUGCCCCUUGUAUUUGCAGACACAAUGUUUUGUGUGUGUGUGUGUAUUUGUGUGUGUGUGUGUCUGUGCGUGUGCUUGCACCUGCAUUUGCUCUAUAUUGCCCCUGUACUUGCAGACAGGUGUGUGUGUGUGUGUGUGUGUGUGUGUGUAUAUAUGUAUGUGUAUAUGAUGGAGGGACGUACACAGAUGGACAGAUGGACGUAUCAUCAGCAGACAUUGUGUAUAUGAAGGGAAACAGCAUGUUCCAGUCCUAAAGUGCAGUCACCAGGCUUAUGUCUGUAUAUUCUUCAUGUUCUAAUAACUAGCAGAUUUUCUAUAGCACGCGUUAUGUUUAUUGCUGGUUUAUUUUUUAUUUGAAUAGUACAUUGUUCAAUGCCUAUCUCCAGCAAAGUGUAUCAUCUCAUUGACUGUGAACCUGUAUAUCAUUCUGGUGAAUGCAGAUAAUAAUUUCUUCUCUCAUGAGGUGUCAUCACUGAAUGCACUGUCUGGGAACAGCCAUGUGUAAGGCUUUCUCUGACCUCCAUGGAGAAGGCUUCUGGGGACAGAAUUCUGACUUAAAACCAGGAAGUUUCUUCAGUCGAUAGAAGAAUGUUACAUGGAGAUCAACAACUAUUUUUCAACUUAAUUUCAACAGAUGUGGAACUGAAAGCCACUAUAGAAAAAACAUUCCUGAGAAAAUGAAAAAAAAAAAAAAGAAAUAAAAAAAAUAUAGUUGUAAAAAGAAA